AUGCGGCCUUCCGUGCGGGGCUCGUCUUUGGACACUGUCUGGGAAUGUGUGGCCCCAGCGGCCGUGGUGGGAUCAGAGGGCCUGUUUUACAUACGUGUCCAUGAGCUCAUACGUGGACCAGAGCAGACAGCGCUGCACCCCCCGCCGGACCCUUUGUGGGCAAGAAAUAAUGUUGUGGAACUCGCAAACUUAAAGACCCUCCUCCUUCGCCUGGCAUUCCAACACGACCAUGGUUCCAAUCAGGACCCAACGCAAACUCAAGGACUGACAAAAAACGGGCUAAAGAGAGAACAGGGCCCAAAGCUGCUUUAUGAGGGUAAGAAUCGACGAAGAAAGGUGUAA
Molecule: messenger RNA, 342 nt
Organism: Knipowitschia caucasica
Lineage: Eukaryota; Metazoa; Chordata; Actinopteri; Gobiiformes; Gobiidae
Source: the annotation of a GenBank genome assembly